Lolium rigidum is the source of this 2347-nucleotide messenger RNA. RefSeq names its product pentatricopeptide repeat-containing protein At4g02750-like. Gene Ontology annotation, molecular function: protein binding; RNA binding. The record is from RefSeq and is a predicted model, not a curated record. Gene Ontology annotation, biological process: RNA modification. Bases 1 to 1806 code for a protein of 601 amino acids. The transcript is spliced from 4 exons. Lineage: Eukaryota; Viridiplantae; Streptophyta; Magnoliopsida; Poales; Poaceae.
AUGGAAGUGUGCGGGGAAUGGGACCCAAUUGUCAUCCAAAGCCUGGAUGGCUAUAGAGUAGAGACCGUCGUUGCGUCGCCCCCUGCGAGUCCACCCACGGCCAUCCAUGCUGUCCAAAUGCAGAGAGCACGUGCUCCCGCCACCGUCGCCUCUCGCGCCCUCGUCCGCGACAACCAGCGCAUAACCGCUCUCGCCCGAGCCGGCGACCUCGCCGCCGCGCGCCGGGUGUUCGACGCCAUGCCCCGCCGCGACGUCGUCUCCUGGAACGCGCUCCUCACCGCGCUCUGGCGCGGGGGCCGCGACCUGCCCGCGGCGCGCCGCCUCUUCGACGACAUGCCGUCCCGCAACGUCAUCUCCUGGAACUCCGUCGUCGCCGGCUGCCUCGCGCACGGCGACCUGGCCGCCGCCUCCGCCUACUUCGCGCGCACGCCGCGCCGCAACGUGGCCUCCUGGAACGCCAUGCUGGCCGGGCUCGUCCGGCUCGGCCGCAUGGAAGACGCGCGGAGGCUGUUCGGCGAAAUGCCCGAGAGGAACGUGGUGUCGUUCACCACCAUGGUGGACGGGCUGGCCCGGCGUGGGGAGGUGGCGAGGGCGCGCGAGGUGUUUGACGAAAUGCCCGAGAGGAACCUGGUGUCGUGGGCAGCGAUGAUUAGUGGGUACGUUGAGAACGGCAUGUUCGGCGAGGCAAGGAAACUGUUUGAAGCGAUGCCAGAGAAAAAUGUUGUGGCGUGCACGGCCAUGAUCACUGGCUAUUGCAAGGAAGGAGACGUGGAGAGUGCCAGGAGGCUUUUUGAUGGGAUUCUUGUCAAAGACGUCAUCUCUUGGAACGCCAUGAUUGCAGGAUAUGUUCAUAAUGGACAUGGGGAAGAAGCUUUGAAAUUGCACAUCAUAAUGCUCAGAGAAGGUGAGAAACCAGAUCAUGCGACUCUCAUUGCAAUCAUGACAGCGUGUUCUGCCCUUGCUUUGCUCAGACAAGGAAGAUCAACACACGCUGUUGGCACCAAAACAUUGUUAGAAUCUAGCACAUCCUUUUGUAAUGCUUUGAUGACAAUGUAUAGCAAGUGCGGCGAUGUCAGUGAGUCCGAGUUAGUAUUCGUAAAUCUUAAAAGCCAGGAUAUUGUGUCGUGGAACACAAUAAUUGCGGCAUAUGCACAACAUGGCAAAUAUCAUAAAGCUAUUUCUCUCUUCCAUGAGAUGGAAACACGAGGACUGAUACCAAAUGAUAUUACCAUCCUUAGUGUGCUAUCAGCAUGUGGGCAUGUUGGCAGGGUGGAUGACAGCUUGGAACUAUUUGAUCUUAUGACAUUCAAAUACGCGACAUCUCCAAAAGCUGAACACUAUGCUUGUAUUGUGGAUAUAUUGGGCCGAGCAGGACAAUUCGAGAAAGCGUGUAGUUACAUAAAAGAGAUGCCAUUUGAAGCUGAGAAGAAUGUUUGGGGUGCAUUGUUGGGAGCUUCGAAGACUCAUGGUAAUGUGCAGUUGGGUGAAUUUGCUGCGAAAAUGCUUGUGCAGUCAGACUCAGGAAGUUCAGGGCCUUAUGUGAUGCUUUCGAAUAUAUAUGCUGCUGCUGGCAUGUGGGGUGAUGUCAAUCGAGUAAGAGGACAAAUGAAGGAAAAAGGUGUGAAGAAACAACCUGGAUAUAGCUGGACUGAGAUUGCUAAUCAAGUUCAUAUGUUUGUGGGUGGUGAUGCAUCUCACCCAGACAUGAACAAGAUCGCUUCUGAGCUGAGAAAAAUCAGCUUUCAUAUGCAAUUGAUGGCCAGUGGAACUCAUACAGUAGUAGAGCUGGCCGAAGAAUGUGGAUAAUAGUGUGCUUUUUCAUACCGUCCGUGCUCUCAUUCAUUUGCAACAUCUGCUGUCAGAAUCUCUGUUUGUGAAUUCAAGGAUCAAAUUCACAGGCAAUAGACUGUUAGUUUUAGGUACAUGGAUUUUCUGCAUGACAUUUAAGCAGGCAGGUCUAUUGGAUGUUGCAAUCAUGAUAGAGCUGGUUUCUUUCCUUCAGUAAAGAAGGGGCCCUGGCAUUUGUAAAAAAGGUUUAAUUAUAUAUUGGGAGAAACAAUUAUUAAAGGUUUUGCAGCAACCUUUACUGAGAUAAACCAUGGUUGUCAGGUCCAGUUAAUCCCAAGGGAAGUGCUGUAGUUUUUCAGACGGGCUAUUCGUAGACAUCUCCUAGUUGGAUGUGCUUCAUGCAAAUUUAGUUUGGUCCAUUUGGACAUAAGGAACAAUAAUGUUCUGGUGAAAUUGACAUCAUUAACAUUACAAAAGACUAAUGGCAAGACAAGGACUACUCAACUACUACAUAUUACUAGAGUUUUGCAUUAGCCUGAAACAACACAAGAAUUCCCAC